Perkinsus marinus ATCC 50983 is the source of this 475-nucleotide messenger RNA. RefSeq lists its product as hypothetical. The annotation marks the transcript as partial. The transcript has a single exon. NCBI's taxonomy places the organism in Eukaryota, Perkinsozoa, Perkinsida, Perkinsidae. The record is from RefSeq and is a predicted model, not a curated record.
AUGGCCGAUGUCGAAGCACUUCGAUGUGUGUUCGACAAUGUAGUUCAGGUCGACCCCAUCCUGGCUGAGCCCAUGGGUAAGCGGUGGAAGCGCUAUGGAGGCCACUACGAUUCUUGGAUCGAUUCUUGCCUUACCAAACUGCAUGUGUUCAAUCUGUAUAAAUUAGGCUAUCAAAAAGUGGUCUUUGUCGACGCUGACGUUUUGGUGGUUGAUGAUCUCUUCGCGCGGGUGCUGACUGCUCCAGCGCCUUCUGGUAUAUGUAGCGACGAAGCGAACAAGCUGGAUGGUAAAGAAGGUCGCUUACGGGCUCUCAAGACUGGUGAUAAAGUACCCGCAGCAUCCCUGAGGAGAGCCUUGGCGUUAUCAUAUGGUAUGCGGGGUUGCCUCAUGGUACUACCCACUGGUGCCAAGCAUUUCCGAAAGUGCCUCGAUCGAGUGGCUGAGAAGGAGUCACAAAACGAUGGAUACGUUGGAA